Myripristis murdjan (pinecone soldierfish) is the source of this 9867-nucleotide messenger RNA. It is a transcript of the gene plxna2, whose product is annotated as plexin A2. The record is from RefSeq and is a predicted model, not a curated record. Bases 104 to 5809 code for a protein of 1901 amino acids. Gene Ontology annotation, biological process: regulation of cell migration; semaphorin-plexin signaling pathway. Gene Ontology annotation, cellular component: plasma membrane; semaphorin receptor complex. The transcript is spliced from 31 exons. Lineage: Eukaryota; Metazoa; Chordata; Actinopteri; Holocentriformes; Holocentridae. Gene Ontology annotation, molecular function: semaphorin receptor activity; protein binding.
CUGCAAGUGAGCCUUCAACAACAUAAAGGCAAAGGUAUCCCCCCUCCUCCACCUCGUUCUUUCUCUCUGCUUCCCCUGCUGUCGCCUUGCAGACCCGUUAGAUAUGGAGGGACGGCGGGUCAUAAGUAGGACUUCAUCACCUGGGCCAAAAGUAGGAGUUAUUAGUGCUCUACUAGGCUGCUGGCUCUUAGUAAUCCCUACCUUGUGCAGUGGGCAGACUUUCACUAGUUUCCACCCUGAACGUCGUGAGUGGGCCUUCAACCACCUGACUGUCCACCAAACCACAGGAGCGUUGUACAUUGGAGCGGUCAACCGAGUUUACAAGCUCUCAGGCAACCUGACGCUGCUGGUUUCCCAUGACACAGGCCCUGAGGAUGACAACAAGGCUUGUUACCCCCCUCUAAUUGUCCAGCCCUGUACCGAGCCCCUUGUCUCCACCAACAACGUCAACAAGCUUCUGCUCAUUGAUUACUCCCAGAAUCGGCUACUAGCCUGUGGCAGCCUCUACCAGGGCGUCUGUAAACUCCUCAGACUGGAUGACCUCUUUAUCCUGGUGGAGCCCUCUCAUAAGAAAGAGCACUACCUCUCCAGUGUCAACCAGACUGGGACCAUGUACGGGGUUAUCGUGCCCUCACACGGCCAGGAUGGCACCCUAUUUAUAGGCACAGCGGUGGAUGGCAAACAAGACUACUUUCCAACCAUCUCCAGUCGAAAGCUGCCUCGUGACCCAGAAUCUUCUGCUAUGCUAGAUUAUGAAUUGCACACGGACUUUGUGUCCUCCCUCAUCAAGAUACCGUCAGACACACUGGCACUGGUGUCCCACUUUGACAUCUACUAUGUCUACGGCUUUGCCAGCGGCAGCUUUGUCUACUUCCUCACUGUCCAGCCUGAGACGCCAGAGAACAGCAUGUCAUCUGGUGGCUCCACCAGUGACCUCUUCUACACCUCUCGUAUCGUACGCCUCUGCAAGGAUGACCGCAAGUUUCACUCCUACGUUUCUCUGCCCGUUGGCUGCGUGAAGAAUGGCAUAGAGUACCGGCUGCUGCAGGCCGCCUACCUGGGCAAGCCAGGCCGAGUUCUCGCUGCUUCGCUCAACAUCAGCGCCCAGGAUGAUGUGCUGUUCACCAUCUUCUCCAAGGGCCAGAAGCAGUUUCACCGCCCGCCCGAUGAUUCAGCACUCUGCGUCUUCACUAUCAGAGACAUCAAUGCACGGAUCAAGGAGCGCCUGCAGUCCUGCUACCAGGGAGAGGGAAACCUGGAGCUCAACUGGCUGCUCGGGAAAGACGUGCAGUGUACCAAAGCGCCGGUACCUAUUGAUGACUCCUUCUGUGGUCUGGACAUCAACCAGCCACUCGGAGGUUCUCAGCUGGUGACCGGCCACACUCUCUACACCGAGACCCGUGACCGGAUGACCUCCGUGACCUCCUAUGUGUACAACGGCUACUGUGUGGCCUUUGUGGGUACCAAGAGUGGACGCCUGAAGAAGAUACGUGUCGACGGGCCUCCUCACGGUGGGGUCCAGUAUGAGACGAUAUCAGUCAUCAAGGACGGCAGCCCCGUCCUCCGCGACAUGGCCUUCUCCCUGGACCGCAACUACCUCUACGUCAUGUCCGAGAGACAGGUGACCCAAGUUCCCAUCGAAUCAUGUGAGCAGUACGGGACAUGUGGAGAAUGCCUGAGCUCGGGAGACCCACACUGCGGCUGGUGUGUCCUGCACAACAUCUGCUCCCAGAGGAACCGGUGUGAGCGCGCUGACGAGCCUUACCGUUUCGCCGCCUCUCUCAACCAGUGUGUGAAGGCCACUGUGUACCCAGACAGCAUUGCAGUGUCAGAGCCCAGCGUACCUCUGCUGGUGAAGGUUAGUGACGUUCCAGACCUUUCUGCGGGCAUCACCUGCUCUUUUGGCAACCUUACGGAGGUGGAGGGCCAGGUCAGUGGCAACCAGAUACUCUGUGUGUCUCCUGCUGCCAAGGACGUCCCACUCAUCCCCACCGACCAAGACUGGUCGGGUGUGGAGCUGAGGCUCAACUCUAAGGAGACUGGUCAAAUGCUUAUCAGCACCGAGGUCAAGUUUUACAACUGCAGCGUCCACCAACUGUGUCUGUCAUGCGUGAACAGUGCCUUCCGUUGCCACUGGUGCAAAUACCGCAACUUGUGUACCCACGACCCGUCCAGCUGUUCCUUCCAGGAGGGACGAGUCAACACCUCUGAGGACUGUCCCCAGCUGGUGCGCUCUGAGGAGAUCCUCAUCCCAGCGGGGGAGGUGAAGCCGAUCACCCUGAAGGCCAGGAACCUUCCUCAACCCCAGUCCGGCCAGCGGGGCUACGAGUGCGUCCUCCACAUCCAGGGGGUCAGCCACCGAGUCACUGCCCUGCGCUUCAACAGCUCCAGCGUCCAGUGCCAGAACAGCUCGUAUCUGUACGAGGGCAUGAAAAUCAGCGAGCUGCCAGUUGAUUUCUCGGUGGUAUGGAACGGCAACUUCAUUAUUGAUAACCCAGAGAAUAUCCAAGUGCACCUGUACAAGUGUGCGGCGCAGCGGGACAGCUGCGGCAUGUGUCUCAAGGCGGAGAGAAAGUUCCGGUGUGGCUGGUGCAGCGGAGAGGGACGGUGCACCCUGAGGCACCACUGCCCUCCUAUCAACCCCUACACCACCCGCUGGCUGGACCUGUCCAGCAAGGACGUGAAGUGUACCAACCCACGCAUCACCGAGGUCACUCCAGUGGCAGGACCUCCAGAGGGAGGGACGCGGGUGACCAUCCACGGCAUGAACCUCGGUCUGGCCUUCUCAGACAUGGUGGGCAACGUGGAGGUGGCAGGAGUAAGGUGCACUCCAGUAGAGGACGGUUAUAUCAUCGCUGAACAGAUUGUGUGUGAGAUGGAUGCGGCGCCUGCGGAUAGCAAGCCCGGUCCGGUCCAGCUGUGUGUCGGACAGUGCAGACCCGAACUCAAGACUCGCUCCUCACAGCUCUACUCCUUUGUGAUGCCGUCAGUCACAGGUCUGUCCCCAAACAGAGGUCCAGAGUCUGGCGGCACCAAAGUCACCAUAAUGGGAGAAAACCUCGGCGCCGGCAGCAGCGUCAACGUCCAGUUUGGAAACCAGACAUGCGAGUUCUAUGGGCGGACCAUGACGGAGAUAGUGUGCUACUCUGCCCCCUCCAUGUCAGGGGUCGGCCCGGUGCAGAUAAGCGUGAGCGUGGACCGCGCCCAGGUCAGAGAGAGCCUGAGCUUCGAGUACAUAGAGGACCCCACCGUUCAGCGCAUUGAGCCAGAGUGGAGCAUUGCCAGUGGCCACACCCCCCUGAUGGUGACUGGGACCAAUCUGGACGUGGUUCAGGAGCCCAGGAUUCGAGUCAAGUAUGCCGGGCGUGAGUCUGUCAACGUGUGUAAAGUAUUGAACACCACCAGUAUGAGCUGCUUCGCCCCCUCCCUCAUGGCAGAGUACCGUCCCGGUCUGGACACGGUGAAGCACGCGGACGAAUUUGGGUUCAUUUUCAACAAUGUCCAGGCGCUGCUGGUCUACAACAACACCAACUUUCUGUACUACCCCAACCCUUACUUUGAGCCCCUCAGCACCAACGGAGUCUUGGAGCAAAAACCGGGAUCACCCAUCAUUCUCAAGGGCAGAAACCUGGUUCCCCCAGCAUCAGGUGGGGUGAAACUUAACUACACGGUGCUGAUAGGAGAGACCCCCUGCUCUGUCACCGUGUCUGAGAGCCAGCUGCUGUGUGAGCCGCCCAACCUCACCGGACAGUACAAAGUCAUGGUCCAGGUCGGUGGUCUUCACGUCUCUCCGGGUGCCGUCCACAUCCUGUCUGACAGCCUGCUGACUCUGCCAGCCAUUGUUAGCAUCGCUGCCGGCGGAGGCCUCCUCCUCAUCAUCGUCAUCCUCGUCCUAAUUGCCUACAAGCGCAAGUCACGGGAGAAUGACCUCACCCUAAAGCGUCUGCAGAUGCAGAUGGACAACCUGGAGUCGCGAGUCGCCUUAGAGUGCAAGGAAGCCUUUGCCGAGCUGCAGACUGACAUCAACGAGCUGACCAGUGACCUGGACAGAGCCGGUAUUCCUCAUCUGGACUACAGAACGUAUGCCAUGAGGGUCCUCUUCCCCGGCAUAGAGGAUCAUCCUGUCCUCCGAGAGCUGGAGGUGUCUGGAAAUGGCCAGCUGAAUGUGGAGAAGGCCCUGAAACUGUUUGGCCAGCUCAUCAACAACAAAGUGUUCCUGCUCACCUUCAUCCGAACGCUGGAGAUGCAGCGCUCUUUCUCCAUGAGGGACCGUGGCAACGUGGCCUCGCUCAUCAUGACAGCCCUGCAGGGACGAUUGGAGUACGCUACCGACGUCCUCAAACACCUGCUGUCAGAUCUCAUUGACCGCAACUUGGAAAGCAAGAACCACCCCAAACUGCUGCUGCGCAGAACGGAGUCAGUUGCAGAGAAGAUGCUGACUAACUGGUUCGCCUUCCUUCUUCACAAAUUUCUUAAGGAGUGUGCGGGAGAGCCUCUGUUCAUGCUGUACUGCGCCAUCAAGCAGCAGAUGGAGAAGGGACCCAUCGACGCCAUCACUGGAGAGGCCCGCUACUCCCUGAGUGAAGACAAGCUCAUCCGCCAGCAGAUCGAGUACAAAACCCUGAUCCUGAACUGUGUGAACCCGGACAACGAGAACAGCCCGGAAAUCCCGGUCAAGGUGUUGAACUGUGACACCAUCACCCAGGUGAAGGAGAAGAUCCUGGACGCCGUUUACAAGAACAUGCCCUACUCUCAGCGGCCCCGCGCCGUCGACAUGGACCUGGAGUGGCGUCAGGGGCGAAUGGCUCGCGUGGUGCUGCAGGAUGAAGACAUCACCACCAAGAUUGAGAACGACUGGAAGAGACUAAAUACACUCAUGCACUACCAGGUGUCAGAUCGCUGUGUGGUGGCUUUGGUGCCCAAACAGACCUCAUCGUAUAAUAUUCCUCCCUCAGCCAGCAUAUCACGCACCUCCAUCAGCAGAUAUGACUCUUCAUUCCGCUACACAGGCAGUCCCGACAGCCUCCGUUCGCGUGCGCCCAUGAUCACCCCUGACCUGGAAAGUGGGGUGAAGGUGUGGCACCUGGUGAAGAACCACGAACAUGGAGACCAGAAGGAGGGAGACCGCGGUAGCAAAAUGGUCUCUGAGAUCUACCUGACCAGGCUGCUAGCGACCAAGGGAACACUACAGAAGUUUGUCGACGACCUCUUUGAGACGUUGUUCAGCACUGUUCACCGGGGGAGCGCUCUUCCCCUGGCCAUCAAGUACAUGUUUGAUUUCCUGGAUGAACAGGCAGACAGACAUGGCAUCCACGACACAGAUGUGCGUCACACAUGGAAGAGCAACUGCCUGCCAUUGCGUUUCUGGGUGAACGUGAUCAAGAACCCCCAGUUUGUGUUUGACAUCCACAAGAGCAGCAUCACAGACGCCUGUCUGUCUGUCGUGGCUCAGACCUUCAUGGAUUCCUGCUCCACAUCAGAACACCGCCUGGGAAAAGACUCCCCGUCAAAUAAGCUGCUCUACGCUAAAGAUAUCCCCAACUACAAGAGCUGGGUGGAGAGGUACUACGCUGACAUCAACCGUCUGCCAGCCAUUAGCGACCAGGACAUGAAUGCCUACUUGGCAGAGCAGGCCAGGCUCCACUCCACCGAGUUCAACAUGCUCAGCGCCCUCAAUGAGAUCUACUCCUAUGUCAGCAAGUACAGCGAGGAGAUCACAGCAGCCCUGGAGCAGGACGAACAGGCGAAGAAACAGAGGCUGGCCUACAAGGUGGAGCAGCUAAUUGCAGCCAUGUCCCUGGAGAGCUGAGAACAAGCCCAGUGGAGGGAGAGGGAGAGAGAGAGAGUGAGGACCACAGCCUCCACAGGACCACCCAAAGGCCCCGCAUUACUUACCUCUCACCGUGGGAACCAGAACCACGGACCAGACCUGGGACCUCGAUAUCCACAGUCGGACAGACAUACAACUGCUUUAGUUUUUAAUCCUCCGUCCCCCUGCCAUGAAAGCACCAGCUAAGGGCCCACAGACUGAGAAAGAGUCCCUGCAGCUGGAGCUGCUGCUGGCACGAGGAAGGAGGGGACUUCAGCCCUGCGCAUGCGGGGAAGGCAACAACAUGGCUUCUAUAUAUUAUUUUUUUCAAAGGAUACGUUCAGUUUGACAGGAAAGUGUGUGUGUGUGCGUGUGCGUGUGUGUGUGCGUCAUACUUAAGAAGGCUGCUGCGAGACUGUAAAAGCAAAUGGAAGAUAGAGAGGCCGAUUUUUUUUCUCUCUCUCUGUCAGAAACUCACAUCUGAGUGAGAAAUAGAGACAAACACAGAGCAGGAAAGAAACGCCUCUCAUGUCUGACAGCUGAGCUAUUGUUGCUGAGUUUGCAUUCAGAUUUCUUAAAUUUUAUUUUUGUACGUGUACAUUUGAAUCUUAUCAGUUGCAGUUGAAACACGCCCGCCCCGGGUUCCACAAGCAUUGUUGUAUAAAGACGCUGUAUAACGCCGUGUCAUGGUGGCGCGGUGACGACACAGGCAUGGUCCAUGUCUUCUCUCGCUCCCUCCGUCUUCGGACAUGACCACAGGCUACAGACUGAUGCUUCGCGUGACACGGACAAAACCUCUGCUCCUUAUCCAAUCAGAAGUGUACAGGAAAUCAUGAAAUUUGUCCUCAUCGUCUAAGAGUCAAUGGAACUCCACCCGUGGCGUUCAAAGUUCAACCAGCAUGCUUGCACCUACACUGAGGAUGACGGAGAUGAAAUCUAUCGUGUAUUUAGUCUGUGACCUGAAGCCAGAACCACACUGGUGUCCGAGGCUCCUCUCAGCAGUUAGGUCAUCUGUGUAUGUACCGGUUGAUACUUGUCAAUCAGUGUAUGUGAAUGUACAAAUGUUUUUUUGUUUGUUUGUUUGUUUGUUUGUCUAUUUGAGUUUUGCAAAUCAAAUGGGGCUCAGUUGAACUGAGCUCCAUAGAUAGUUACAGUAGCUAGUCAAAAGUGAACAUGUCCAUUCUUCCGUCCGGGCCCCAGGCCAUCCAACUCCUUCCUAAACAUUAUUUAAUCUGUUACCAAAUCACUCUCUGCUAUAGGAGAGUGUGUAUAGUCUGUAUUGUGGCUGUCACUGGUGUGACUCCGCUCCUCAUACGAACUACCAGUUAGUGGAGACCAGACAAGAGCCCCUGUCCAACGGAGGACCAGGGCCGUUGGUGGCUGUAGGCUAAAACUCUCCAUUAUAUAACCACUGUUUGUAUCUCUUUGGGGAUUUGAUCAAAUUUGUGUGUACCUUGCAUGCAUGCUAUCACACAUCAGAAGUGUUCUAAGGGUCCAUCUUUGAUUUUUUCAAGUGCCAAUGAGUCAUGCCAGCUCCAGUUGGCCAGUUGAGAUGCUAGCUGAUGGGAGUUCCUUUACCCAACCACCACCGAUGUCUUCGCACAGACAAUAAGAAGCCUGCGUGGGUCUAGUUUGACUAAGUGCCAAAAGAUCCUGUCGUUUUAAAUUAUUCACGAGAUGUGUCACAAUCGGUUUAUGCUUUACAGAGGGGGCAAAGCCCUCGAAUUUGAAGUGGCGAGUCUGUCGAGGUGAAAGCUCACAUAACUGGAAAGACAAGAGGCGAGUUUGAAUCUCACAAAUGGUACGAAACAUAAGCGGACCCUGGAGGGAACGGCUCUGUCAAACAGUCAUGUAUCUGGGAGUGCUGAAGUCACUUGUUCCUCUCGUGGCAAGAGGAAUUCAAGACAGUCGAUGCGGACAAACACAUAGACAUAAAACAGAGGUCUUACGUUAUGUGGCUGCGAAUUACUAAGCCUCUCCUGAGUAAAACCAAACAGUCACAAGCUAAGAGGUUGAUGUAACUUUACCUUCCAACCUCAUAGCUGGAUGACCACAAACUGUAGAUUCCAUCCUCUGGAUAGGUGAUUUCAUUUUCUUCAGAGAUAUAUGUUUGCUUGUUGUUUACAUCAAGUACUUGAAAAUAUGUAGUACUAAAGGUUUGUACAGUAUACUGCAAGUGUGUGUGCUGAGAGCAUGACAAACACCAGUAGUGGGUGAAAGGUGCUUCUUUUCUCUGUGGCCUUAGAUACCCACCUGCUCAGUGCUCCUGAUCUUAUUAGUCUAGACUCCGGCAAUGUCCUUUCAAUGCUUUUGAGCCCAAUUGUUUUACAUUGAUACCUGACCCCUAGCUCUCUGCCGAAAACUGUCUUAGUGAGAUAAAGUCAAGGGAAAGGUGAAGAGGGUACGGCCUGGCGCAGGCAGACAUUGCCUCACACAGCACUCGGCUCGUCUGAGCUGUUUGAAGAGAAGGGUUGAGAAAUGAGAGAGAGAGAGAAAGAUAGAAAGAGAGAGAGAGAAGCCCUUUAGCUCUAGUUUCCUGCUCAGGCUUUGAAGCUGCUCUUUGAUCUGAGCCAGUUGUGUGCACAGUGUGAUCAGGAGAUAGAAAAAAAAAAACAUCAAACUAACAGGCAAAGAGAAAUGUAGGGCGAGCUGAUGAUUGACAUGCUGUUACUGUGUCCAACCAGUGGGGGCAGACGUGGAGAAGGGUGGCGGUGAUGCAUGCCCUCCUGUGAAAAGCACCUUCAUCCACCCUGGCUCCCGCAUCCUGUUACAGGCAUCUAUAGGUACACAGUGACACGUAUAUACACACACAAACGAAAAGCUUCUUCCUUUGGAUUAAGGUGUCUUCCCAAAUCAGCAAAUAGAAUUGUAUCCUGCUCAUACCUCACAUUGCUUGUCUGGAGUAAUGCUUUUUAUGAUUUUUAACAGGACCUAAAUGCCUUUUGCUUUUCCAAGGGACAAAAUCUGUUCUCCAGAGUCCUCACACCUUUUAGAUGAGCUCCCUUGUAUUCAGAAUUGUGAUUAAUGCAAUCAGAGGGACACAAAUUGGUCGAAGCAGAGUGGCUUUGAUUUUUCUCUCAGAGAUCAUUGUAAUCAGCAUGGUUCCUUUGUCUUGUUUUUGAGUUUUUGCAUGCAUAUUAAUCCCUGCUUUCGUUCAGCUUGGUGGUCCAUAUCGAUCCGUACCAAUCAUUAGUCUGACUGCGAUCCCUCCUGAUGGCCCAUUUGUCCAUGUCUUAAAUCACAGCUGACUGCACCUUUUUUUUGUGAAAGAGAUUUUUUGAUGACUGAAAAUUUUUCUUCCUUUCAUGCUGUACACAUUUAUUUUAUUUUAUUUUUUAUUUUUUGGACAAUUGUGUUCAGUUCAAACUGAGAACAAGAACGUUUAUGUUUACUCUUUCUGCAGCGCAGAAUUUCAUUCGACAGCCAGUUGUGUGAGAUACGGAUCGAUCGUCAUAAACGCAACUUAUUUGCAGCUCAAGCUGACUGAGGAUGCUUUGUGCACUUUUUUUUUUUUUUUUUUUUUUUUUUUUUUUUUGCUCUCGGUACAACAUGUGGCCGAAGAGACAGUGUUGUGGCUUGACUGGCACGUGUCAUUCCUUACACAAAACAUUUACUCAUCAAUUUCUUGUUUGCUUGUUGGCCUCAGAUGGAGGAGGAAUUGAAAACCAGUAUUACUCUCAAGUCAAAAUAUCAAGUAUAAAACGAUUAUCCUUCCAUUUUAAACACAUUGUAAACAAACCCUUUGUAGACACUGGAAUUCUGUAAAAUAGUAAUUACUGACGGUGAUGAUGACGAUGAUGAAGAUGAUGAUGAUGAUGAUGAUGACGAUGAUAAUGAUAAUAAUAAUGGCUGUCUGUUCUUGUUGUUUUAUAAAAGUGUUGUGAAAAUUGUAAGAAAGUUAAAGUAUUUAAAAAAGGUUGUUCUUGUUUUUUUUAUUUGCUUUGGUUUUGUUAUGAUAAUAUAUUAUUGUGUACCUAUUGUAAAUAUGAAGCACACCUAUUUUGCAAGCCAAGGAUUCACUUUGUACUGUUGUUAUAUAUAAAUAAACUUUGCUGGUU